AUGGCGCCGCUGAACGAUUACGACGUCACUCAAUCAAAUUCUCGACCGAUCGAGGGCCCUGGGCGCGAGUUCCUUGCUCAAUGGAGCAAUCCGGCUAGUAUAUUUACUAUACUGCUCAUCAUCGGAGGCGAUGUGAUUCAACUCGCCUGCUCCGCCGUCACAGGAGGACCACGAUUUCCACCAACGCCCCUUGCCUUCUCCUUUGGCUGGGUCAGUUAUAUCGUGGCUGCUCUGCGAUCCCCGAUCAGCGACAGCCCGCUUCUAUCUCCGCCCGAGAUAGACAUCAAGGUGAUUAAUCUUGAUUCCGGUUACGGCCGCCAAAACCCCUCCUGGGUUCUCAGUCGUCUUGUCAAGGCAUACGGCUCGUGGAUGCCAGAAGAGGUGCGAGGAAACAUCCCACCCCCUAAAACGACAUCGGGUGCAGAUUCAGCACCUAUCGUCUCACGACGCGGCGGCCUAUGUGUCGCCGUAUAUCGCUGGCGCAAGAAAUCUCUACCUGGAGUCUCCAUACGUGACAUUUACUGGUGGAGUGGAUACGGAGUUACGGCUCUCCAACUCAUCAUAGCAGCCAUCCCAAUACUCUUGUACGGCAACUGGGCUAUCUUCCUGGCUACGGCUGCCGGGUCUCUCUUCGCAUAUGUCUUCCUGGCCAUGCCGCAGUGGCGAGAGGAGAAGUGGGGGAUACAGCACGCCAAAAAGACCAAAGCCAUUGCACUGACACGCGGUAAUGGGUCACAGCAUGUCAUCAUCAUCAAAGGCCAAUGGUAUCUCCUUUUCGUUGGUGGCAUUGGUAUGAUUCACAACAUGAUCAUCGCCGCAGCUCCGCGAAGACCAGAAGCGCUGGGUCUCCCGAUUGAAGUAUGCAAUGAUGAGGGAUCUAGUGGAGUAUUUGCGACACCAAAGGUCAUGUGGACAUCUAUGGAGUUGGAAAUGAAGUAUCCCAAGUGCGGCAAGCGGCUUCUGGAAGAGUUUUUCCACGGCCCACUCAUAGACUGGGAAACGCGAUGGUGGGAGCUACCGAGUGAUGACCUUGAGCGAGAGGAGAUUAUUGGACAGAAGUUUGUGGAAAUUUGGUCGAAAUAG
Metarhizium acridum CQMa 102 is the source of this 1083-nucleotide messenger RNA. RefSeq lists its product as uncharacterized. NCBI's taxonomy places the organism in Eukaryota, Fungi, Ascomycota, Sordariomycetes, Hypocreales, Clavicipitaceae. The record is from RefSeq and is a predicted model, not a curated record.